GUGAACACGCGAAUGUGUGUGUGACGAAGAGCAAAGUGACACAUAGUUGGAGGUGUGGUUGAAAAUAUAUAGAAAUUGGGGCUUAUCUGAGACUGAAACGAACGGAAAUUGGUGUCAAAGGCGAGCGAGGAUCGCAACUGAAGAGCUUUACCAGGCAGCAAGGCAAAAGGACGAGCAGCGACCAUGGCAGGCAGGCUACCGGCAUGCGUAAUCGAUGUGGGCACCGGCUACUCCAAACUGGGCUUUGCCGGGAAUAAGGAGCCGCAGUUCAUUAUUCCCUCGGCGAUUGCCAUCAAGGAGUCGGCCCGAGUGGGAGACACCAACACACGGCGCAUCACAAAGGGCAUCGAGGACCUGGACUUCUUCAUCGGCGAUGAGGCCUUCGAUGCCACCGGCUACUCCAUUAAGUACCCGGUGCGUCAUGGUCUGGUGGAGGACUGGGAUUUGAUGGAGCGCUUUCUGGAGCAGUGCGUCUUCAAGUAUCUGCGCGCCGAGCCUGAGGAUCACUACUUCCUGCUGACUGAGCCGCCGCUAAAUACACCCGAAAAUCGGGAGUACACGGCGGAGAUAAUGUUUGAGACGUUCAACGUUCCUGGUCUGUACAUCGCCGUCCAGGCGGUGCUUGCCUUGGCCGCCAGUUGGGCCUCCCGGUCCGCCGAGGAGCGCACCCUCACAGGCAUCGUGGUGGACAGCGGCGAUGGAGUGACGCACGUCAUACCCGUGGCCGAGGGCUACGUUAUCGGCUCCUGUAUCAAGCACAUUCCCAUUGCGGGCCGUAACAUCACCUCGUUCAUCCAGAGCCUGCUGCGCGAACGAGAGGUGGGCAUUCCGCCGGAACAGAGCCUCGAGACUGCCAAAGCGAUCAAGGAGAAGCACUGCUACAUCUGUCCCGAUAUCGCCAAAGAAUUUGCCAAGUACGACACGGAGCCGGGCAAGUGGAUACGCAACUUUACAGGCGUGAACACGGUUACCAAGGCGCCGUUCAAUGUGGACGUGGGCUACGAGCGAUUCCUGGGACCCGAGAUCUUCUUCCAUCCCGAGUUCUCAAACCCCGACUUCACCAUUCCACUGUCGGAAAUAGUGGACAAUGUAAUUCAAAACUGCCCCAUCGAUGUGCGGCGCCCUCUAUACAAUAACAUUGUUUUGAGUGGUGGAUCCACGAUGUUCAAGGACUUCGGCAGGAGGUUGCAGCGAGAUAUCAAGCGAUCGGUGGACACACGUCUCCGUAUCAGCGAGAAUUUGUCCGAGGGACGCAUUAAGCCAAAACCCAUUGAUGUUCAGGUGAUUACGCAUCACAUGCAGAGGUAUGCCGUAUGGUUUGGAGGCAGUAUGUUGGCCUCAACGCCCGAGUUCUAUCAGGUGUGUCACACGAAGGCUGCCUACGAGGAGUAUGGUCCCAGCAUUUGCCGUCACAAUCCUGUCUUUGGCACCAUGACAUAAUUGAUCCGAUCCAAUCGGCUUGCAGCAGUUAUUUUUGAUUUAAUUUUCCAUUUGAAAUUUAAUUUGUUCUCCAACCGUAUAUAUAUAUAUUGCGUCUCGGUAUUCCACGCUAAA
Drosophila teissieri is the source of this 1554-nucleotide messenger RNA. RefSeq names its product actin-related protein 3 (gene Arp3). Bases 184 to 1440 code for a protein of 418 amino acids. The transcript has 6 exons. Gene Ontology annotation, biological process: Arp2/3 complex-mediated actin nucleation. The record is from RefSeq and is a predicted model, not a curated record. Gene Ontology annotation, molecular function: actin filament binding. Gene Ontology annotation, cellular component: actin cortical patch; Arp2/3 protein complex. Lineage: Eukaryota; Metazoa; Arthropoda; Insecta; Diptera; Drosophilidae.